CUGUCUGGCAUCCGGUAUAACUCGAGGCGUGGGCCCUCUCUAUCAAUAGCCCAGCCUAUCGCAACGGUUUUGGCGACCCGCGCACGCUGGCUUCGUGCCUCGCCGGUGUCGUCAUCGCGGCCUCUUUGAAUCGCCGAUCGUCGCAGCUCCUUUUGGGCACGCUAUCGCGCGGAACAAACGACCAUGGCGGCGCAAGUGGAGCCCCCGAAGCCGCACCAGGUGUACGCCGUCCACGCCAACACCCUGCUCGAGCAUCUCAGCACUCUGGACGUAAACCAGUCGGCGUCGUUCGUCCGACUGACUGGAAUCAUCUGCACCAUCGGUCCCGCAUCAAGAGAUGUGAAGAUGUUGGUGAACAUGAUGAAGGCCGGCAUGAAUGUUGCCAGGUUGAACUUCUCACACGGUACUCACGAGUACCACGAGGGCACCAUCAAGAAUAUUCGUGAAGCAGAGCGCUUGCUGAACGAAGAAAUCAAGCCGGAUUCUCGCCACACUGCCAUUGCCCUGGACACCAAGGGCCCAGAGAUUCGCACGGGCCUUCUGCUGGGCGGUCCAUCAGCAGAAAUUGAACUGAAAAAGGGUGAGACCAUCACACUGACUACGGACCCUGCUUUCUAUGAGAAGUGUGAUGAGAACACACUCUAUGUGGACUACGUAAACAUCACUAAGGUACUGAGCGUAGGAAGCAAGAUCUUCAUUGAUGAUGGCCUCAUCUCUCUCACUGUCAAAGAGAUUGAUAAUGACAAGUUGGUCUGCAACAUCGAGAACGGAGGCUUGCUCGGAAGCAAGAAAGGUGUGAACUUGCCAGGAGCCAUGGUUGAUCUUCCUGCAGUGUCCGAGAAGGACAUGGCUGACCUGCAGUUCGGUGUGGAACAAGGGGUGGACAUGGUUUUUGCUUCGUUCAUCAGAAAUGCUCAGGGUGUGAAGGAAAUCAGAAAAGUCCUUGGUGAAAGAGGAAAGGACAUCAAGAUCAUAUGCAAGAUUGAGAAUGACGAAGGUGUUCGCAAGAUUGAUGAAAUCCUUGAUGUAACUGAUGGCAUUAUGGUGGCCCGGGGUGACCUUGGAAUAGAAAUUCCGGCUGAGAAGGUGUUUCUGGCUCAGAAAAUGAUGAUUGCCAAGUGCCAAAUGAUUGGCAAGCCAGUCAUUUGUGCCACUCAGAUGUUGGAGAGCAUGACACACAAGCCACGCCCGACACGUGCCGAAGCAUCCGAUGUGGCCAAUGCAGUUCUUGAUGGCGCCGACUGCGUGAUGCUGUCGGGAGAGACUGCCAAAGGCGAUUACCCACUGGAAACGGUGUCAAUGAUGGACAGGAUCUGCGUUGAGGCAGAGUCCGCAUUCUACCAGAAGGAUGUCUUCAUCCAUCUGUCGCACAUCGCACCCUGCCCCACGGAUGGCACCCACACCAUUGCCAUCGCUGCUGUCAGUGCAUCUAUCAAGUGCCUCGCUUCUGCAAUCAUUGUGAUCACUACCACUGGCAGGACUGCCCAUUUGAUGGCAAAGUACCGACCUCGGUGCCCCAUCUUGGCAAUCUCUAGAGUGGAGCAGACCAUUCGGCAGUCUCAUCUCUACAGGGGUAUUCUGCCAUUGCUUUACCAGGGCGAACGUUGCGCUGACUGGCCAAUGGAUGUUGAUGCCCGCAUUGAGUACGCCCUGGAGAUAGGCAAGCUGCGUGGUUUUCUUCGCAAGGAUGAUGCUGUGAUCGUUGUGACCGGUUGGCGAAAGGGCGCUGGAGCCACCAACACCCUGCGUGUUGUGUAUGUCCCUGAAAACAGACUUUACGAGGGUAUUGAGGGAGAAAAUGCGGGUUGAUCCAGAUCCAGCUCUGCCUGCUUCCAGACCAUGCAUGCUCAACAAAAUCUCAAAUAAAUGCAAAAGUAUUUAUUCC
Messenger RNA from Dermacentor silvarum, 1885 nucleotides. RefSeq names its product pyruvate kinase PKM. Gene Ontology annotation, cellular component: cytoplasm. NCBI's taxonomy places the organism in Eukaryota, Metazoa, Arthropoda, Arachnida, Ixodida, Ixodidae. Gene Ontology annotation, biological process: glycolytic process. The record is from RefSeq and is a predicted model, not a curated record. Gene Ontology annotation, molecular function: potassium ion binding; pyruvate kinase activity; magnesium ion binding. The coding region runs from base 184 to 1809 and encodes 541 amino acids. The transcript is spliced from 12 exons.